Molecule: messenger RNA, 505 nt
Organism: Racocetra persica
Lineage: Eukaryota; Fungi; Glomeromycota; Glomeromycetes; Diversisporales; Gigasporaceae
Source: the annotation of a GenBank genome assembly
UUAUGGUCGUAGUGAAGGAACCCCAUCAGAAAGGGGUCUCAAAAUUGACGCACAAACGGCGUUGAAUUACAUUUGUAAUCACCAAACACUUAAACACACAAAAAUUAUUCUAUAUGGCCAAUCACUUGGUGGUGCUGUGGCAAUCGAUCUAGUUUCAAAGAACGAAAGAAAGGUAGCUGGUCUAAUGGUCGAAAACACUUUCCUGAGCAUCCCAAAAUUAAUACCGCAUGUAGUUCCUCAACUCCGCUACUUUGCGUUUUUAUGUACACAAAAAUGGGAAUCAGAAAAAGCCAUAAAACAUAUAAAAAAUAUUCCGAUUUUAUUUCUUUCUGGGACUGACGAUGAACUUAUUCCGAAAGAGCAUGUAAGGAAACUAUAUGAUUUAGUAGAAGGAAGUAGAAAAGUGCUUCGGGAGUUUCCGAAUGGUAAACAUGGUGAUACCGUCGCUCAGCCGGGUUAUUUUGAAGCUAUUCGGGAUUUUUUGAUUAAAGAGAGAUUUGCUUGA